Messenger RNA from Phlebotomus papatasi, 4242 nucleotides. RefSeq names its product phosphoribosylformylglycinamidine synthase (gene Pfas). Gene Ontology annotation, molecular function: phosphoribosylformylglycinamidine synthase activity. Gene Ontology annotation, biological process: 'de novo' IMP biosynthetic process. The transcript has 3 exons. Bases 143 to 4171 code for a protein of 1342 amino acids. Lineage: Eukaryota; Metazoa; Arthropoda; Insecta; Diptera; Psychodidae. The record is from RefSeq and is a predicted model, not a curated record.
GUUGUCAUUCCAGUCGCCAUUUUUCCACGUGGUGUGUAAAUACAAAACACUUGUUGCAGCAAAAUAGUGCUAAUACUUCAGGAAAAAACUGCAAUUUCCACGUUGAAACUGAGCUCUUCCGCUGUGCUGAUCAACAUUUGUGAUGGGAAUUGUACGGUACUACCUCCUGGAGAAUUUGGAUGAGGCCAAGACAGAGGCUCUCCUAAAGCGACUUCGGAAGGUUGAUCCAACAAUUUUUAAAGUUCAUCUUGAGAAAUGCUACCACGUGGAGACGGCAAAAGGGGUAAAAGUGUCUGAGACACAAGAGAAAAUUCUCCGGUGGCUCCUGAAGCAUUCCCAGGAGGAAGAUGCAUUAACUGGAGUGACUACACUCCUCAAACGUUCUCCCAAUUCUGUGCUCAUUGAAAUUGGGCCACGUUUUAACUUCUCCACGGCAGAUUCUACGAAUAGUGUUAGUAUUUGCGAAAGUGUGGGAUUCCAGGGGAUUGUGAAGCGUAUUGAGGUGUCCCUGAGGUAUUUGAUUCAGGCUCGAAAUGGGGACAUUGAGGAGAAGGUGGAGGAAUUGGUGGAAUUGUUGGGUGAUCGAAUGACUCAGUGUCAGUAUACUGAAAAGAAUUUACCUGUGGAGAAUUUCUAUGAACAGGUGUUGCUGAAGAAGCCGGAGAAUUGGUACAGAGUACCUGUGAUGGAGGAUGGAAUUGUAGCUCUGAGGGAGGUUAAUAGUAAACUUGGAUUGGCAUUUGAUGAAUGGGAUUUGCAGUACUAUGGUAAUUUAUUUGGGAAGGUACUGAAGAGGAAUCCAACGAGUGUUGAAUUAUUUGAUUGUGCCCAGAGCAAUAGUGAACAUUCACGGCAUUGGUUCUUCAAGGGACGCAUGAAGAUUGAUGGGGAAUUUGUGGAGAAGAGUCUGAUUAAAUUGAUUGUUGACACACAAGACACGACAAAUCCCAAUAAUACAAUUAAAUUUAGUGACAAUAGUAGUGCAAUUAGAGGAUUUAGGCAGAAAGUCCUCCGACCGAUGACAUUUAGUGGUCCGGGAAGGGUUGAAGUGGUGAAUAUGGAGACAGAUCUGAUUUUUACAGCAGAAACGCACAAUAUGCCAACAGCUGUGGCGCCAUUUAGUGGUGCUACGACGGGUACGGGUGGUAGGAUACGGGAUGUUCAGGGAGUUGGACGUGGAGGAUUGACAAUUGCCGGAACAGCCGGAUACUGCGUAGGAGCUCUGAAUAUUCCAGAUUGCCCGGUUUCUUUUGAGGAUCCAUCUUGGAAGUACCCACCAUCUUUCUCUAGUCCGCUAAAGAUCAUCAUUGAUGCCAGCAAUGGGGCUUCGGACUAUGGGAAUAAAUUUGGGGAACCGGUGAUUUCUGGCUUUGCCAUUUCCUAUGGGAUUCGCGGAAGUGAUGGGGAACGCAAUGAAUAUGUCAAGCCAAUUAUGUUUAGCGGCGGAUUGGGUACAAUGGAUGCAUCCCAUACGAAAAAAUUUGAUCCUGAAAGGAGGAAUCUUCUGGCCAAAUUGGGUGGUCCAGUGUAUAGGAUUGGUGUUGGGGGAGGUGCUGCAAGUUCUGUUGAGGUUCAAGGUGGCAGGGAUGCAACAGAAUUGGACUUUAAUGCUGUUCAACGAGGGGACGCUGAGAUGGAGAAUAAAUUGAAUCGAGUUGUUAGGGCUUGCGUUGAACUGGGCGAUAGGAAUCCCAUCCUGGCGAUUCAUGAUCAAGGUGCUGGAGGGAAUGGUAAUGCCCUGAAGGAGCUGGUUGAGCCAGGAUAUGCUGGAGCUGUGAUUUUUUCCAAGGAAUUCCAAUUGGGUGAUCCAACGAUAACGGCCCUUGAGCUCUGGGGUGCUGAGUAUCAGGAAAACAAUGCCAUUCUCUGUCGCCAGGAGGAUCGUACGGUUCUCGAGGAGAUAUGUGCCAGGGAGAGGUGCCCAAUAAAUUUUGUAGGCGUGGUUACGGGAAAUGGAUAUGUGACACUGUUGGAGGAAGAAGCUGACUUUGACAAGUACCUCGCCCGUGAGAAUCUGCCCAAAGAAACACCCUUUGAUCUCCAUCUUAAAGAUGUACUUGGGGAAAUGCCACGCAAAGAAUUCACUCUCGAUCGAGUUCCACGGGAAUUAUCUCCAAUUAAUUUGCCAGAAAUCAAUCUCCGGGAACAGCUAAAGACUGUUCUGGGUAUCCUGGCGGUGGGCAGUAAGAGAUUCCUCACAAAUAAAGUUGACAGAUGUGUAACGGGAUUGAUUGCUCAGCAGCAAUGUGUGGGAUCUCUUCAUACGCCUCUGGCGGAUUUUGCCACGACAGCUGUGUCAUACUUUGGCCAUGAGGGCAUUGCCACGUCCAUUGGAACACAGCCCAUCAAGGGAUUAAUCUCCCCGGAAGCCGGAGCUAGAAUGUCCGUUGCAGAAGCCCUGUCAAAUCUCGUUUUUGUCGGAAUCUCCGCAUUGGCUGAUGUCAAGUGUUCGGGCAAUUGGAUGUGGGCAGCUAAACUCCCAGGAGAAGGCCUAAAGCUCUAUGAGGCAUGUCAGGCAAUGUGUAGCUUCAUGAAGGAACUCAAUAUAGCGGUUGAUGGUGGAAAAGAUUCCCUUUCAAUGGCUGCUAGAGUCGGCUCGGAAACCAUAAAAUCCCCAGGAACCCUCGUUAUUUCCACAUAUGUCCAGUGUCCGGAUAUCCGGGUGAAAAUUACUCCAGAUCUAAAGAUGCCAUCUCGCGGAGGACGUGGUGAAUUGAUUUUUGUGAGUGUUGAGGAUAAAUUUCGACUUGGUGGUUCAGCUCUGGCUCAGUCAUUGAAUCAACAAGGAAAGGAUACGCCAGAUGUUCAACGGGCUGAUGUCCUCAAAAGGGCCUUUGAGACAACGCAGAAGUUACUGAAGAAAGGCAAACUCCUUGCUGGACAUGACAUCAGUGAUGGUGGUUUGAUUGUCUGUGUCCUAGAGAUGGCUUUUGGGGGUCUAUGUGGACUCAAUGUUGACAUUUCCAGUAUCUUCAAGAGUCACAGUCAUUCCAAUCACAUUCCAAUCCUUUUUGCCGAAGAAUGUGGCUGGAUUCUCGAAGUUGAAACGCAGAAUCUCACAGAAAUUAUUCAAGCUUUCAAGACUGAAAAUGUCCCUGUACAUCACAUUGGUUACUCCAUGGGCAGUGGAAUGAAGUCUCCCGUGAAGAUUCAGUGCCAAGGAAAGGUCCUACUAGAUGUGGAACUUGUGGAACUAAUGAAACAAUGGGAAGCUACGAGUUAUGCCUUGGAGAAACUUCAAAUGAAUGCUGAGUGCGCUGAGGAAGAAUUUCAAGGGCUAUCCUGUAGGAAAGUUCUUAAGUACUCCUGCACAUACAAUCCCGAUGAGGAAAUUCUUCUCCAGGAGCCCUCUAGCCCAAUCCGGGUCGCAGUGAUCCGUGAGGAAGGGACAAAUGGAGAUAGAGAAAUGAUAGCAUCGCUCUAUACAGCGAAAUUUGAAGUCCACGAUGUCACGAUGACUGAUCUCCUGGCCAGGAAAGUCACCCUUGAUGCUUAUAGGGGUGUCAUCUUCCCAGGAGGCUUCAGCUACGCCGAUACUCUGGGCUCUGCUAAGGGUUGGGCAGCUACCAUUCUCUUCAGUGAUGUUUUGAGGCCUCAAUUCGAUCAUUUCCGCCAACGCAAGGAUACAUUCUCCCUUGGUGUCUGCAAUGGAUGCCAACUGAUGAGUCUCAUUGGCUGGGUGGGUAAUUCCACAAGUUCCAAGGGUAGUGCUUUUGACAUUCCCGACGUAGCACUCCUACACAAUCGCUCAGAACGCUACGAAUGCCGAUGGUCAACAGUAAAAAUUGCCGCAGAUACCAAUUCCAUCCUCUUCAAACGCAUGAAAGGAUCAGUCUUGGGCUGCUGGAUUGCUCAUGGUGAAGGACGCUUUUCAUUCCGCACGCAGGCUGUCCUAGAAGGGCUAAAGAACCGUCAAUCUAUUGCACUGCACUACGUCGAUGAUGAUCACAAACCCACGGAAUUGUAUCCGAUGAAUCCGAAUGGGAGUGUCGAGGGAAUUGCAGGGAUAUCAUCUGAAGAUGGACGUCAUCUGGCUCUAAUGCCUCAUCCAGAGAGGUGCAGCAUCCUCUGGCAGUGGCCAUACAUUCCGCACGAUUUCGUGCAUAAGAAAUCUCCCUGGCAGACAAUGUUCGAUGAGGGAUUCCUCUGGUGCCAAUCCAAUUUUUCAUAAGGUAAGGUUUUGGAAAGUUUGUUUUAUGUAUAUGCAUUAUUUUUUUGUUCAAUAAAUUUUUAUUAAAUUUU